Messenger RNA from Plectropomus leopardus (leopard coralgrouper), 1233 nucleotides. RefSeq names its product relaxin family peptide receptor 3.2b (gene rxfp3.2b). Gene Ontology annotation, cellular component: membrane; external side of plasma membrane. Lineage: Eukaryota; Metazoa; Chordata; Actinopteri; Perciformes; Serranidae. The record is from RefSeq and is a predicted model, not a curated record. Gene Ontology annotation, molecular function: C-C chemokine binding; C-C chemokine receptor activity. Gene Ontology annotation, biological process: cell chemotaxis; immune response; positive regulation of cytosolic calcium ion concentration.
AUGUCUGAGGUGAUAUGUGAGAGUCCAGCCAUGCAGCUGAAUAAGACUGGAGUUCAAACACUGGCUCCAGAGCCAUGUGAGCAGCAGAUACUACAGGAGGACAGCAAUGGGAACUGUAGCGACAGUUCCAACAGCAACCUGUCGCUGCACUGCUGGCUGCAGCUCCUCACCAAGGAAUCUAUCAUGGAAAUCCAAGGAGACAGCUCCAGUCUGGUGGUGCGUGUGAUGAUAGCGUGUGUCUACUCCAUAGUGUGCGCACUUGGGCUGGUGGGAAACUCACUGGCUCUGUACCUGCUGCACUCACGUUACAGGCAGAAGCAGUCAUCCAUCAACUGCUUUGUGAUGGGACUUGCUAUCACAGACCUCCAGUUUGUUCUGACUUUGCCUUUCUGGGCGGUGGACACAGCUCUGGACUUCCGCUGGCCAUUUGGUCGCAUCAUGUGCAAAAUAAUCAGCUCUGUCACCACCAUGAACAUGUACGCCAGUGUGUACUUCCUCACAGCUAUGAGCGUGGCACGUUAUUACUCUAUCUGCUCCGCCCUGAAGAUGCACAGCCGGCAGGCAGCAGCUACUAGAGCCAAGUGGAUGAGCCUGGGCAUCUGGGCUGUCUCUCUGCUGGCCACUCUGCCUCAUGCCAUCUACUCCACCAGCGUCCAGGUGUCGGAUGAGGAGCUCUGCCUGGUGCGAUUCCCAGACUCCGGCAGCUGGGAUCCACAGCUUCUUUUGGGUCUCUACCAGCUGCAAAAGGUCCUGCUUGGCUUCCUUAUUCCACUCAUCAUAAUCACUGUCUGUUACCUGCUGCUGAUGCGCAUCAUCCUCAGCCGACGCAUCGCAGGCACAGGGGGCCCAGAGGUUGAGCAGGGUCGGCAGAGACGCCGCUCCAAAGUGACCAAAUCAAUUGUCAUCGUUGUUCUGUCCUUCUUUUUGUGCUGGCUUCCCAAUCAGGCGCUGACACUGUGGGGAGUGCUCAUUAAGUUUGACCUUGUGCCCUUCAGCAAGGCCUUUUACAAUGCACAGGCGUACGCCUUUCCCCUUACUGUGUGUUUGGCACACACAAACAGCUGCCUCAACCCAGUGCUCUACUGCCUGAUUCGUCGGGAGUUUCGCGCAGGGCUCAAGGAGCUUCUCCUCCACGCCACGCCGUCUUACAGAAGCCUGACUCAUCUGCUGCGUCGCAAGGCCAAAGUGGCCGAGGCGCCGCCUGUUCUGGUGCUGGUCCAAAUGGAUGUCUGA